AUGACAACACCAGUAUCAAGUCAAAAUGGUACAUUAAGUUAUGUAUGUACUUGUCGACCGGAAUACACAGGAAUUAGCCCUUGUGCCAGUCAACCAUGUGCUUUUGGCACACAUUAUAAAGAUCUUGCUGGUUGGUCAUGUGUUUGUGAUCCUGGAUGGACGGAAGUACAAUGUAAAGACGGCAUUAAUGAAUGUGAAUCCAUGCAGCUGUUUGUAUUGAUGGUGUUAAUAGUUAUCAUUGUAGCUGUUUAG
Molecule: messenger RNA, 252 nt
Organism: Didymodactylos carnosus
Lineage: Eukaryota; Metazoa; Rotifera; Eurotatoria; Philodinida; Philodinidae
Source: the annotation of a GenBank genome assembly